Carica papaya (papaya) is the source of this 472-nucleotide messenger RNA. RefSeq lists its product as uncharacterized. Gene Ontology annotation, cellular component: nucleus. The record is from RefSeq and is a predicted model, not a curated record. Gene Ontology annotation, biological process: cytokinin-activated signaling pathway; gibberellic acid mediated signaling pathway; trichome morphogenesis. Gene Ontology annotation, molecular function: transcription cis-regulatory region binding; DNA-binding transcription factor activity. Lineage: Eukaryota; Viridiplantae; Streptophyta; Magnoliopsida; Brassicales; Caricaceae.
AUGAGUACUGAUCAUAAUGCAGUAGAGCAAGGGAGCAUCAACGGUGAUGGGUAUAUUAACAGCGAGAAGCCAAGUGGUAAUCCAGUGUUGAAGUUAUUUGGUUUUCCAGUGACGGCCUGUGAGGAUGCACGGGUGACAGCCCAACACGGCGGAGACACCAUUAGGAGGUUCGAGUGCCAGUACUGCCACCGUGAAUUUGCCAAUUCUCAAGCGUUGGGCGGCCAUCAAAACGCUCACAGGAGAGAACGGCGGCCAAGAAAGGGUCAUUACUUCUAUAGCAAGCAUCGGACGGCCUGUAUUGCAACUCGAUCAGGACCGUUCGAUUAUUCGAGUUAUGGGUUGGCUGGUUUACCAUGUCAAACUCCGGCUACGUCGAACAAUGUAAAUGGAGGAGAUGUAGUUGACCUCCGGUUGAGCUUAGCACCAUCCAGCACAUCUUCGCCGUCAACCUAAUUAUAAAUAUGUGUUGUGA